AUGGCGCGCAUCGCGCACCUUCUCCUUCUCGCGCUCGCGCUGAGCGCGCUGUCCUCCCCUCGUCUCGCCCUCGGGGUGGACCUCUCUCCCGCGGCGCCGCACGCGCGCGCGGGUCGCGCGGAGCACACGUACCCGUACGCGUGGAGUGGAACGCACCCGCCGCACGCGCACGCGAGCGGCACGGCGCCACCGCCGCAUCAUUCGACGCCGCAUCCGCAUCACGACGGCGGCGAAGAAGCGCAUGUCGACGCCGCGUACGACUCGUCCCCCACAGCGCCAGGGGUAGACAUAGGUACCCCUCACACGCCCGCGGCUGUGUGCGACACGACGCAGUUCACGGAACAGCUGCCCGAGUUACUUCCCUGUUGCGACGCCAUCGCGAACGCGGUCGGCUCGGACGAAGACGCUUCGCUGCCCGCGUGCCUAUGCAACCGAGACACGUACGUGCUGACGGAGCAGCUCCUCGAGGACACCUUUGAGAUGGAUUUGAAGGGCAUGUUGACGGCAUGCGAGGAGAUGCACGACGUGAGCGUACCGUACGAGUGCGAAGACGUAGACUUCGCGUCGAAAACAACACGCGUCGGCGGACGCAGGCGGCGGCGGCGCAGAGUCCGCGAAGAUGACACGUGGGUUCGCGAGAGGAGCAGACGCGACACUGGACGCGCUUGA
Molecule: messenger RNA, 669 nt
Organism: Micromonas pusilla CCMP1545
Lineage: Eukaryota; Viridiplantae; Chlorophyta; Mamiellophyceae; Mamiellales; Mamiellaceae
Exons: 2
Coding region: 1-669 (222 amino acids)
Source: RefSeq, a predicted model, not a curated record